Diaporthe amygdali is the source of this 3570-nucleotide messenger RNA. RefSeq lists its product as uncharacterized. Gene Ontology annotation, biological process: protein phosphorylation. The record is from RefSeq and is a predicted model, not a curated record. NCBI's taxonomy places the organism in Eukaryota, Fungi, Ascomycota, Sordariomycetes, Diaporthales, Diaporthaceae. The transcript has 6 exons. Gene Ontology annotation, molecular function: ATP binding; protein kinase activity. Bases 1 to 3570 code for a protein of 1189 amino acids.
AUGUCAGACAAGUCUGUUGAUCUGGUGGAGCACAUCUCCAACGCUGUGAGAGAGUCUGAGUUCCCAAAUCCCAGUAAUGGACCAUUUGCACCGAGGAACACGCUGAGAAAUAUCACGGACUUCUCGGUUACUGACACAAUUUGGCCUGAUUCCACCGGGGAUAUCAGUGCCUCGAACAAGGAACUCGUCGAAUUCAUCAGGGUACAAGCCCCAGAAAUCUUCGCCAUCGCAAUCUACCUGGACGAGAACUUGGAAAAGAUGCUGCGGCUGUUCAUGAAACAUGAUAAAUCCGACAGGAGUCUCCCAAUGUCCGAUGCUGACCUGGAGAAGAUAUGGCCCAGACCACGGGAUGCGAUCCGAAGGCGAUCCUUUAAAAAACAUCAACAUCUCUUCAGGGCCCAGGAUUUUCCAAUGCAGGGCAGAUUCUCUGUCAUCCAUCUUAGGCCAAAUGUUGUGCUUCCAAUCCUGGAGUCUAAGCAUAUGUCCCAUGGGCAAUUCGGCAUCGUCCACAAGGUCAGCCUCCACGAAGAAUUCCUGGAUCUCAAUGACCCAAUCCGCAAGGCACAAGGCGUGGCUGCUAUCAAAGAGCUUCGAGAGUCUAUCGAGGAUGAAAUGGCAAAGCACGCCUGGGAGAGGGAGGUCAAGGCUCUGCAGGAGAUUUGCCAGCUUGGUAUCCCGCAUGUAGUGGAGAUUGCAGCUAUGAUUGCCAUCGAGAAGAAACAGUAUUUUGUUUUCCCCUGGGCGGAUGGCGGCAACCUCCUAAAUCUCUGGAAGUCUCGAGACAGCUAUCACGAUCGUUCUGAAAUUACCUGUCGAUACAUCCCUGAUAUUGUGAAUCAACUGGUCGGCCUGACAGAUGCAUUGGAGAGACUGCACGCUUUUCCCUAUGGCGAGGCAGCUUCGUACCGCCAUGGCGACCUGAAACCCGAGAAUAUUCUCAUAUUCGACAGCAAAAGCCCUAGUUUCCUGGGCAUCUGGAAGAUGGCAGACCUAGGACUCGCAAGAUACCACAUGGCAGCAACUGGUGACCGACUUUAUGUCACAUCCAACUCAGGGGCUGGUACGAUAUCAUAUCAACCCCCUGAAAGCGUCGAUGCAAAAGCCGCACCGACCUCAAGACUCUACGAUAUCUGGUCCAUGGGCUGCAUAUUUUUGCAACUAAUGACGUGGCUAGUCUACGGCACCAGCGAAAUCGACGAGCUUACCAGGAAGACCAAGUCUGUCUUCGCGAAAGGUGAAAGUUCCUACUGGAGUGCGGAAUCCUGGGACGAAACCAACGGCUAUCACAACCUCAAAGUCCACCCCUCAGUAACGAAGCACAUGGAAAGAAUGAAGGGUGACGUCCAAGGCUCGAAAGCUCUACAAGGCCUGCUGCUUAUCAUUCAAGAUAAGCUCCUUGUCGUCCAGCGACCCAAAGAGGCCACGAUAUCGGAGUCGGGUUGUCGAACCAACGCUGCAGAUCUCCAUAGAUCUCUAAAGAAAAUACAGGCUGCAUGCGAGGACCGAGGGUAUUGGUUCUCUGGUGGAAAUGUUGUCCAACAGGCAAGUUAUCUGCAAAUACCGCAAGGGCAGACCCUGGAUGUGGGGAGGGGAAACAAAGACGUGAGUAGCAUAUUACGAAGCUGGUUGACUGAGCUUAACGACAACUGGGUCAGAGCUGCAGACAAGACUUUUGUUUCGACGCUGCUCGAUCGUCCUGAGCUGCGAGAUUCCAUCAGACUAGACAGAGUUCCCAAGGCAAAUCUGUGCAUCAAGUGUGAGAAUCUGGACUUCUUUGCGGAGAAAUUCCAGAUCACAGACACAUUCCAGGAGUUGAAGAGGGAGGCUAGUCUUUGUGACUUCUGCAAAAUGCGGUGGAAUCUAGGGAAGGACUCUUUUUCCCACGAGGUUCAGAGCAUUGUGUUUGAUCUAUUUGGCUCCGAUCUGCAGCUGAACCACCAACCCGUCAUCAGCUUUUUGGCCUGCCAUGAAGACUCAGAUUCUGGGCUCGGAUUGAGCGAUCCUAUUGAUAUUUGGCCUCAAAUCGGUCUGUCCCGACUGCCACCGGUUGGCAGUGAAGCACAUUUCACCAUACUUCGGGACUGGCUACAAGACUGCGAUGAACAUCACGACAGCUGCAGACCCUUGACGAAUUCCAGCGCUCAGUUACCAAAGAGACUAAUAGACGUAGGACAAGGAGGCGGAACUGGUGUGAGUCUGUACGAGACCAAACAGGACGAUGCGCUUGAGUAUAUUGCCCUGUCUCAUCCUUGGGGGCCUCACAGCUCGUCGCAUUUCUGCACAUAUCCUGAGAAUAUAGACCACCACCUCCAAGGAAUCCUUCUCAAGGACCUUCCGCAGACAUUUCAAGAUGCAGUGGAGGCAACGAGAAGUUUGAAUCAACGAUACCUGUGGAUCGACUCACUCUGCAUAAUUCAAGGUCCGAAUGGCGACUUCAAUGAACAAGCGAAGCAUAUGGAAGGAAUCUUCCGCCAAGCGUACUGCGUACUAGCUGCAAGCUGUGCCAAGGGCCAGCAAGACGGAUUCUUGAAGCCGAGAGAUCAGAGGAGGUGCCUGGAAAUCCAUCAGGAUCUUUCUAGCCGUCCUCCAAUAUACGCCUGCGACUUCAUUGACGACUUCCAGCAACACGCGCUGGGUAGUCAUCUCAACCAAAGAGGUUGGGUGCUGCAAGAAAGGGCCCUGGCGCGACGCACAAUUUUCUUCACCGAGAAGCAGACAUAUUGGGAGUGUGGAGCUGGUGUCCGUUGCGAGACCACAAUGAAAAUGAACAAUAAGCUUGCCUCGUUUCUCGGCGACUCAAGAUUCCCCGAAGUCGGGAUGAAAUCUAACUAUGGAGGCAAAAUUCGGUUGUUUCAAGAUCUCUAUUCGAAAUACUCGCGUUUGGGGCUGUCACACGAUACAGAUCGACCCGUCGCUAUUGCGGGCAUCGAGAAACACCUUAUUUCUAGCUUCAAUGUCCGAGGAGGAUUUGGCGUCCUCGACGACGGAAAUCGUGGCCUACUUUGGCGAAGUUUGCUAUGGCAGCGAGCACGGGACGCACCAAGUGGACUGAAAAGAAUCGAGUUUGGGUUGCUCAAAGGUGCAGCCGUAGCCGUCAUUCCGCCACCCUCGUGGUCAUGGAUGGCCUACAAGGGUGCCAUUGAUUAUCUGGGCCUGCCCUUUGAAAAGGUAGAUUGGGAGGAAGACGAUAUAUACUCGCGGUGGUCACGUGGCGCAGGGAAGUCAUGGAGCUACAGUGGGGACUACUUGACGUGCCCAUUGGAGCUGACUGUGCAUGGACGUUCUUUUGACUUGCAGGAAGCGAGGACAUCGUGUAGUGCCAGCAUCGUACUUGAUGAUCCUGACAGGACGGACAAGCUGGAGCCGUUCCUGAAAUGCGUCGUUCUUGGCAAGUUGAAAGGUCGGGCGGAGGAGUCGAGCGAUGCAAGGACUCACUACGUCUUGCUGGUAACGCCGACAGCACCACAAAAUGGGGGCUCGUCACCAGGUUACAACCGGGUUGGUGUCGGAUACAUGCCCGGAUCCCUCAUCGACUUCAGCAAGCAGGGGAUUCCGGGAGAGCUGCGAUGA